AUAUAUAUAUAUCUAACAUAUAAUUGUGGCCACAAAUGCAAUGUGUCAUGUCAUGAGAGAAUUCAUUUUUAUCAUCUAUGAAGAAGAGGAUACUGACGGGUUUGUUCAUAGCUGCUAUGAUAAUGAAUUUAACAAAAUCCACAUCCUAUCGCAAAAGAGCUACAUACGAAAUAUUAGCUGAGAUGCUGUAUAUAGCAAAAACAUGGGAUUCCAAGGAAUAUCACUCAGAUUAUGCAGCAAAUAAACAGACGAGAUACCCGAACAUCGACAAUACGGAUUCCAGCAAUGUACGAAGAAAGAAAAUUAGCUCCCUCUCGAUCACUAAUCCUAUGGAUGUUUUGAGGCAGCGCUUCAUUUUGGAAUUGGCCCGUAGGCGACAGAUGCAACAGCAGGAGCAGGCUAAGGCCAAUCGAGAAAUACUUAAUGAUAUUGGAAAACGAUCGGCUGAAUUUGAUAUAAUUUCUCCGAGUAUUCUAAUGAAUAGUGAAGAAGUAGAAUGCCAAUACACUCAUAAAGUGUUUUCUGACAAUCCAGACUAUAGUUAUAUAAAGAGUUUGGCUGGAUAUGAUGCGGAAAAUUCUCGUAAUUGAAAUAUUCAACUAGACCAACCUGCUGAGAUGGAACCAUAUGAGCUACAAGUGGUGUAACUCUCUUUUGCGCUAAAGAGGUUGAAGUAACUGACACCGAGUACAAUACUAUCAAUUCUGCAUACCUUAGAUUUUCCUUCAAUUCGCACUACAAUGAUGAGUUUUACAUUUUUGGAGCUAGUCCUGCAAUUCAAUAAUCUUAUUCUUAGCAAAAAAAAUGCUGGGAAAUUGUGUUCGAGAUGAACAGAAGAAAUGUCUACUUAUUUGUGCUUAGUUUAAGAAAACCAACGUAUUUAUUGAAUUUAACUACCUGUAGAUCAUAAAAUGUAUGAGAGUGGCGGUAAAAAUGGGAAAUUCGAUCUAUUUCCCAUGAAACAUUUCGAUUAUAUUGGCCAUGUAACCAUAAUUGUCUGUACAGAUAAAAGAAUAAAA
This is a messenger RNA of Fopius arisanus, 1019 nucleotides long. RefSeq names its product diuretic hormone 44 (gene Dh44). The record is from RefSeq and is a predicted model, not a curated record. Lineage: Eukaryota; Metazoa; Arthropoda; Insecta; Hymenoptera; Braconidae. The coding region runs from base 78 to 590 and encodes 170 amino acids. Gene Ontology annotation, molecular function: hormone activity. The transcript has 4 exons. Gene Ontology annotation, cellular component: extracellular region.